Boleophthalmus pectinirostris (great blue-spotted mudskipper) is the source of this 6363-nucleotide messenger RNA. RefSeq names its product G protein-coupled receptor kinase 5 like (gene grk5l). The record is from RefSeq and is a predicted model, not a curated record. Gene Ontology annotation, biological process: regulation of signal transduction; signal transduction; protein phosphorylation. Lineage: Eukaryota; Metazoa; Chordata; Actinopteri; Gobiiformes; Gobiidae. Bases 450 to 2204 code for a protein of 584 amino acids. The transcript is spliced from 16 exons. Gene Ontology annotation, cellular component: cytoplasm. Gene Ontology annotation, molecular function: ATP binding; G protein-coupled receptor kinase activity.
AUGUCCUCUCUCUCUUCUGGCUCUUGUGGACUCAGCCAACCCCAACUGGUGUAAUGCAAAGCUGCCACUAACCUGGUAUAUUCCUACUGUCAAGAGCACGUUUUUUUCUGUAGACGUGUGUUUAUGUCCAAGUAUUUGACUUGAUUUCCCUUUUGCGUAUCUGGAAAAGGGGCAUCCGCUGCCAAAUCACGUAUGGAAAGGUUUUGGGGGGAUUGGAGUAGAAAUGCGCCGCCGCCGCACAUCCAGCCGACAACAAGAAGAACGAUGCAAAGCUUCUAUUGCAAGCAAACCUAUCGCAUCCUGUUUCAUUCCUUACGGCUUUGAUAGGCGAGAUUUUGAUUCAGAUACCGAAGAAGAGGAUUAAAAGUACCUUACUCGCUCAAGGACGCUUAUUUUAAUUUGCUGCAGACGCCUCCUUACACAAACCCCAGCAUUUAGGACCGUUUUUGAUGGAGCUGGAGAACAUUGUAGCCAACACUGUACUGCUGAAAGCCAGGGAGGGUGGAGGAGGAAAGAGGAAAGGUCGGAGUAAAAAAUGGAAAGAGAUUCUUCGUUUCCCUCAUAUAAGCCAGUGUGUGGAGCUGGGCAAAACCAUUGAAAGGGACUAUGCCAGCAUCUGUGAAAGACAACCCAUCGGACGACUUCUCUUCCGUCUUUUCUGUGAGACCAGACCCAAACUGCAGCGAUGUAUCCAGCUUCUGGAUGCAAUGGAAGACUAUGAGGUGACGCCUGAUGAGAAACGGAAAUACCGAGGGGACCAGAUCAUCAAGACUUUUCUUUCAAAAGAUUCACCUCAACAUGUCGACAUUGUGGAAGGCUUUGUGGACCAGUGCAGAGAGAACCUGCAGAUCAGUCCAUGUAAGGAGAUCUUCAGCAACUGCCGCAAGGCUGUCCACGACUACCUUAGUGGUGCUCCUUUCGCCGACUACCAGAACAGCAUGUACUUUGACCGCUUUCUGCAGUGGAAGAUGCUGGAAAGGCAACCAAUCACGAAGGACACAUUCAGACAGUACAGGGUGCUCGGUAAAGGCGGAUUUGGAGAGGUGUGUGCUUGUCAGGUUAGAGCCACAGGGAAGAUGUAUGCCUGCAAGAAGCUAGAGAAAAAGAGGAUCAAAAAGAGGAAAGGGGAGUCCAUGGCACUCAACGAGAAACAAAUUUUAGAGAAAGUCAACAGUAGAUUUGUUGUAAGUUUAGCAUAUGCGUAUGAGACCAAAGACGCCCUGUGUUUGGUGCUGACCAUCAUGAACGGAGGGGACUUGAAGUUUCACAUUUACAACAUGGGGACACCGGGAUUUGAGAAGGACCGGGUCCAAUUUUAUGCUGCUCAAAUCUCCUGUGGACUGGAGCACCUGCACAGGGAGUCAAUAGUCUACAGGGAUUUAAAACCAGAAAACAUUCUUUUAGAUGACAAUGGACACAUUCGUAUUUCGGAUCUGGGGCUGGCCAUCAAAGUGCCUGAAGGAGAGCUAAUCAGAGGAAGAGUGGGGACAGUUGGCUAUAUGGCUCCAGAGGUAAUAAACAAUGAAAAGUAUGCCAUGAGUCCAGACUGGUGGGGUCUGGGCUGCCUAAUUUAUGAAAUGACAGUUGGACGGUCACCUUUCCGUGCUCGUAAGGAGAGGGUAAAACGUGAGGAGGUGGAGAGAAGAGUGCAAGAGGAAGAGGAAGAGUAUAAUGAAAAGUUUACAGAGGAUGCUAAGGCCAUCUGUCGAAUGCUGCUGACCAAAGACCCAAAGCAGAGACUUGGCUGCCAGGCGGACAAAGCUGCAGGAGUGAAGGCACACUUAUUCUUCAAAAACAUCAACUUCAAGAGACUUGAGGCCGGGAUUGUGGACCCACCAUUUGUGCCUGAUCCUCGGGCCGUCUACUGUAAAGAUGUUUUGGACAUUGAACAGUUCUCCACAGUCAAGGGAGUCAAUUUGGACCAAACUGACAAUGACUUUUACUCUAAAUUUGCUACAGGCAGCGUUUCCAUCCCAUGGCAGAAUGAGAUGAUAGAGACAGAGUGCUUUCGAGAUUUGAAUGUUUUUGGACCACAAGGGACACGACCUCCAGAUCUUGACUGGAACCAGCCACCAGAGCCCCCCAAGCGCAGCCUACUGGACCGAAUCUUCAGGAGACAUCACCCAGAGGUGUCCAUCUCCAACAGCCGAGUGCAGUCUUCCAGCGUCAACUCCGUGGACUCCAUGUCUAAUUCUGCCCCCUAGUGGCCAACGUGGCAGUCACACUUUACAUGCAGAAAUACGAAAUAUGAAAGAAGAGCUCCUAGGAGGGCUUCCUUGCUGCUGUCUGCCCUGGUUUUGACAAGGGUCUUUUAGCAGCCGUUGGAUUCAGCCUCAGUCUAUAAUGGUCAUCCAAGGAACGGACAGUGGGCAUUUCUUUGUGCAUUUCGGAUGGUUUGAGAGGAGACUUUUUGGGACAAACCUUAAUUUUACCCUCAGGAUUGUUGGACUAUAGAACAGAGCCACUGAAGAGGAUAGUAAAACAAGCUAAAUAUUCAGGGGAUCCACUGUAUAUGAAGACCACCACAGGGAACAGAGGAUGGGGUCUUGGUGAAUUUCUCUCUUGAAAGAUUCUUCUCUCUUAACUUCCGGGCUUGUAUAUGUCGUAUUCUCUUCAUCCCUAUUUACUACAACCAUGGCCAUAUGCACCUGUCACCAACAUCCACCCUGUAGUAUUUUUAUAAUAUUACUGUAUAUAUAAUCUGAAGACCAUGAACAUAACCCAAGAAACCUUUUAUUAAAAUGUCCAAAACAAAAUCACAUGACCACAAGGGUAAAUAAUCAUGAUGACACCAGAACUGAACUGAGAUUAGGACAGAAUUAGGUCCAAACCAUGACUGAAAUCCAGUGUAUUAUUAUUAUUAUUAUUAUUAUUAUUAAGAGGAUACAAAUCCUUAAUGAAACCAUUACUAAAUCAAAACUACUCAAGUAAUCUGGAUACAGUGUUUCUCAUUUAUAUAGGGGACUAGUAGGGCCCCCCAUUAAUUUUUACCCCGGUCUAAAAACAAGUUUAUGCAUGUAGUACAGUCAUAAACUUAAAUGAGUAAAUAUGUUGAAUUUGUAAUCAGUGUUUUUUAUCACUAAGGAAUUGGAGUGAGAGUAAAUGCUAAAAUUGUAUUAAAUUAAAUAAUUCAAAUAUGGAUGGCCAUAAUAGUCCCAUUAUAAAUCUAUUAGAAACAUUGCCAGAUAUCAGCAUACGUACAGUAAAUUAAUCUUGACUUAAAUAGAGGAUACAUUAGCCUUACACUAGAAAUUACCCAGGAUUACUUCAAGAGUAAACUAGACCUCAGUCAAGAACAACGGACCUUAGCAUUUCAAAUGUUUCUAUGUACGGCCCUGUCUAUACCCUGUGCCUGCACCUCUUGUACAACUAUAUUAACUUAUUUACUUUGAAUAUUACACAUCCCAUUACCUCAGACGAUCACUCCUAAACAUUCACAAACACAUCACCUCGGCAACCUCAGCACAUUGAUGUACAUUGCCUUGCGUAUACUCAGGCCAAAGAUGACAGUUUUUGGUUGUGUGAUUUUGUUGUCAUGCUGAUGAAAUUUUGGCUUUUGCGAUUUGUUUGUCAUCAACAUGAAAGAGGUCAAAUCCUGGAACUGUUUUCUAGAUAUAAAUAUGAGCCUGCAGACAUAUCAUACGCUUUAAGCCCAGUAGGCUACAUAAUGACUGACAGAUUUGUGAGAAUUGUGUUUAUUGUGAAUUGAUGCAUGGACAAAGUGUAAGUAUGAACAGCUGUAUCCCUUUGCGCUUCUGCAUACCUCAUUCCACUGAUGGUGACAUUAGGGCUGCAUGAUAUUGUUGUAACAUUGAAUAUUGCAAUAGUUAUAUUUGCUCCCUGUAUUUGGAUACAUGCUCACAUUUGCAAUUCAGCAUUAAAUUAUAAAAACAUAGGGCUGAAUUACUACCUUCUACAUCUAAAGAAAUAAACAAGGAAAUGUUAUUACCGUAUUUUCAUGGCUAUUAGGCGCGCUCUUAAGCCUCUAACCCUGGCCGCACGCCCCGCAAUCCAGAGCGCCCUAUACACAAAUCCACUCGGGUGUCCCAGCACGACUUCAGUAAACUACAAAGCCGCACCACCUGCAGCGCACGCAAACACACAUGGAGCAGACAGCGACUAUGCAGCGAAACACACCCGCAGCCACACUCAUCACUCCACAUGGACAAGGAACGGAACAGAGGAACGAACCGAAAAAGCAAGUGCAAUGUGCCACUUCUAGAGACAACUGAAUAACUGAGUCACUGCAAAUACACCAACAAUCCAGCGGUCCCAGACAGCACCCUCCCUACGUGCCACAAUUGAACAAAGCCCAGAGUCACCGUGAACGCGCCAAACAAAGUCCGACUGACCCAACUAACUGUUUCUUUUAAAGUCCGGUGCGGUUUAUUUGUGAAAAAAGUUCGAAAAUAGACCAUUUAAUGACAAUGCGUCUUAUAAUCCAGAGCGCCUAAUAGCCCGGGAAAUACGGUAAUAGUAAAAUGAUGUAAUUGACUUUUAAGAAAUCAAUAAUUGUAAUUGACAAACUAAUUAUCUAUUGAUCCUUUUAAUGAACGGAAUUGCAUUUUACCUCACGCACUAUUGCAUUUGCCAAGAUUGUGAUACAUUUUCUAUAUAUUGUGCAGCCCUAGUUAUCAUUGUAUACAACACAAGUCUCUCUCGGUUUACCACGUCACUUUAUAUUUGACAAUAUGUGAAGUUUGUACAGAAAUCUCCUGUUUCGCUUUUUUCCUCUCUCUACUUUCUGCACAGUCACUGCCCCAUCGAGUGGAGAGGAGCACAUGCACUCAGCCGAACUUACAAGUUGCACAUUUUAAAAAACUAAUGUCAUUUUUUUUUCAAGGCACAUUGUUGUAUAGAUAUUGUCAUACAAGCCGUUCUUUUUCUACUGUUACUUUUGGAGCUUUUCAGAAUAAGUGUCUUUUUGCUCUCCCUAUGCCUUCACCGUCUAUGAACAACUGCUGCAUUGCGUCAUUGUCGAAAUAUUUGUGUCUAUGAUAUACUAUAUGCUAUGACAUUUGCUUUUUUUUAGAUGUUCUUCAAAAUGCCUCACAAAACUUAUCAGUCUUCCUCUUGUGCAGUGUCCAACCACAAAUGAAGACAGGGUAUUUAACAGCUGCAGGAAGUGGGGAAAAAAAAGUUUUAUUUUGAAAGGAGCACAGUUUGCAAAACACAUGUUGAUAAAUUUAUAAUAUUGUGGAAACGUUGCAUUAUUUGAGUAGAUCUAUCUAGUUGUGUAUGUAGUGUGCAGUGAAUUGCAAACUGAUUUAAAGAGGCACUAUGUAAUUUUUUGGUUCUGGGUUCGUCACCUGCUUAUGGAUAGAUCAUUGCUCUGCUUGGAAUGUUCCACAGUAUGAUAACAGCUCUACUUUACAUUUAUUCAAAUACAGGUGAUUUUAUUGUUCAAAAAUACUUUAAAAAAAAAAAACAACAACAAAAAACAGGCAUGCUGACUGUGAGCAGGGUUACCUCUUCAAAGAUCUGACCUGUAACUUGGUCUAGUUUGGUUUUCAUGAAGAUAGAAAGGUUUCAUAUCAUACUGUGAAACAUUCCAGACAAAGCAAUAACAUCUCCAUGGAGAAAAGCAUUUGACAGACCUUCCACCAGAAAAAUUACACAAUGCACAUUUAAAUUUCACUAUAGCCAGGCUUUAAACUGUCACGAUGAAUAAACUGCAUUUUUAUAAAUAUUUAAUAUUACCAUCUUUUUUUUUAAAUUUACAGUACAGAUGCAAUGAAAAAGGUGGAGUGAAGAAAUGGCCCAUAGUGCAUAUAGAUAAUAGUAUAUAAUCUACAAAAUAUGAAUUUCACUUUGAAUUCCACAAUAUUGUAUCUAUAAACGUGUGUAUUAUUGGGUAGGGAAAGAGGAAGACACACAACACACAAAGAAGUGGCCUUUUCCACAGCGACACAGCCAAUUAAAACAGAGCAAGGGUUACAGCUCUGCUCUAUUUACGAAUGUCUUUUUUCCUAUUUUAAUAUAUCUUCUACUAUAGUGGUCCAUGCAGUAACUGAAUUGUCUUUACCAAUCUCACACACAAGCCUGUUUCUUCUCUACAUAGUACUUGAUAAAGGAGUAUAUUUAUAGUAUAUAAAUCAGACUGAAGUGCCUCCUUGUAAGCAUGCUCUCCAAUUUCCACACAGACAUUAGCACUUUGUUGUUCCUCUAUUGUUUCUACCAGAAGACCCCAGAUUUAUGAUGUUAAAGGUUGUGGUAAAGGGAAGAUAUAGGAGGAUGUGGUUGUAGAGUUGGGAGUUUCCUUGUUUAAUGUGAUGUACAGAAAAGUGCUGAGUGCAUGUGAAAGCCAAGUCCACUGUGUCCUUCGAAUCCCAAUAAAUUCUGUGCUAUAGUUUGAAUACUCCA